Messenger RNA from Durusdinium trenchii, 1342 nucleotides. The record is from the annotation of a GenBank genome assembly. NCBI's taxonomy places the organism in Eukaryota, Dinophyceae, Suessiales, Symbiodiniaceae.
CUAUCAAACUUCGAUACAUUUUGCCACCUGUGUCUCGCCAUGGGGAAUUUUGGCAGUUGCCAUGUCGGCGAGGAACACACGUGCACCCACGUGCGGCACGUGCGCGCCAAGCGGCGGCUGAAGCGGCUGGCACAGGUGUUGCUGGUGCUGAAUGUGGCCAUGCCAAGUGGAAACACUGGAGGUGCCUGGGUGCCGCCAGGCGCGAUCCUCACGGAAACCGCGACGUCGUCGUCGCGAGCGCGCUUCCGGCUCACAGGCCGAGGCAGUUGGCGCAAUGCAGUGCCUCCUCCAUCAGCAGUGCCAGCCCCCAGUCAGCCAUCCGAGGGUCCGCUGGCUCUUGGGCGGAAGGCAUGGAGCAGCACGGCGGAUGGCUUCUUAGAACUCCUGGUCUACACAACUCUUUGGAUGUCCUUCAGUCUGGCAAGUCUGGUGCCCUUUGUGCAGUUACAAUGUGGCUUUAACGUCGACCAGCGUCCCUUCUGGGCAGCCGCCUCUGAGAGUGUUGCAGUCUACACCUUGGACCACUUGCAUGACAUCAGCAAAGCCACCAAAAGCACUGGAGAGCACAAGAUGAGCUCUGCAGGUCGUUUCCCACAUCGAGUCCUCCUCUUGCGAGUCUUGCUCGCAGUGUCCAUCCUGGCCUUGGCGGGUAGCUUGAUCGCGGCUCGCAGCUGGAUGGUCUCGUUGACCUUCUUAGGGCACGUUCUCCUUUGUGCCGCCUAUGCGAAGCUGAAGCCUCGAAUGCCCUACUGCAAGGCUUUCUACGUGUCCACUUGCGUGGUCUUUAUGGCGGUCGCUGCACCUAGUGCGUAUGCUCCAGCGUUGUUGGGUUCCUUGAGCGGUGCCUCCUUGGGGCAGAUGCUCUUGUUGAUCUUUUCGGUGGCGCUCACCGUGGAGCAGCUGCAGGACCUGCGCGACGUCGACGAAGACCUGGAAGCCCAGGUGGUGACGUUAGCCUCCGGCUUCGGGCCACGGAGGGCCAGGCAGCUGCUCUUGGUUUUCCAAGCGGCCGCGCUCUUCCUGCAUCUCUGGUUGAUGCAGUGGGCCCGCUUGCCGCUCCGUCCGCACUUCCUGGCGGUCCAUGUGGCCUGUAGCCUUUGCUCGAUGGGAUUCAGCCGCCAGACGCCACGGAGUCUUUUCCAGGUGUUGCUGGAACCCCUCUAUGCACUGCCUCUCUUGGCAACGGCGCUUCGUGCCUCUUCGGGGCUCUCGCUUUGAGGAUCUGCACCGCCAUCAUUUUUGUGCUGCGCAGCCCUUCCUGUGGACCUCCAGCGUUGGAGGGUCACCUGAAUGCCGCAGCCAGCUUCGUCCAGAAAAGACAAAGAGACCAAUCAAAGCUUCG